AUGGCAGCCAGCAGCUCAGAGCUCCCGCGCAUCUGCGUCCUGGGCUCGCUCAACAUAGACCUGGUGUCCUAUGUUCCUCAUCACCCCGCCCCGGGCGAGACCCUUACGUCAAACUCCUUCACCGUGUCCCCAGGCGGAAAGGGUGCCAACCAAGCCGUGGCAUGCGCUAAGCUCUCGCGCCCGCGUCCCGCACCCGGUGCCCCUGCGCACGACGACGCCUCAGCAGCGGCGCGCGUCUCGAUGGUCGGAGCGGUCGGAGCAGACACCUACGGGCAGAUCCUCCUGGACAGCCUGAGCUCGCACGGCGUGGACGUGAGCGGCGUGGCGGCGCCCCAGGCGCUCAAGACGGGCAUCGCCAUCAUCAUCGUCGACGAGCCGACGGGCCAGAACCGCAUCGUGCUGAGCACUGAGGCCAACCACCAGGGCAUGGCGGCCGCCGACUUCGAGUCCGCCAUCGCGCCACGCGUCGGGACGCCGGACCUGCUCAUCAUGCAGCUCGAGGUCCCGCUGCCCACGGUCCUGCUGGCGCUCGAGCGGGCCCGCGAGCAGGGCGUGCCCGUGCUCCUCAACCCGGCGCCCGCGGUCGAGCUCCCCGCCGAGGUGUACCGGGGACUGGCACACCUGGUCGUCAACGAGACGGAGGCGUCGAUCCUGUCCGGGCUGCCCGCGGAGAAGCUGGACACGGCCGCGGGGUGCGCCGAGGUGGCGGCGUGGUUCCUCGCGCGCGGGGUGCAGACAACCAUCAUCACGCUCGGCGGCAGGGGCGUCUACUACAAGUCUAAGGCGGCCGAGGGCCUGCUCCCCGCGGAGAAGGUGGCUGAGGUCGUCGAUACGACCGCUGCUGGGGACACGUUCGUUGGGCAGUACGCACUCGAGGUGGUGGGCUCAAGGGGCGGGGCCUUUGACCUGGAGGCUGCGGUGCGCAAGUCCAACAAGGCGGGCGCCAUUACGGUGCAGAGGAAGGGCGCGGCGGCUAGUAUACCCUGGAGGGACGAGGUGGUAUAA
Molecule: messenger RNA, 1005 nt
Organism: Diaporthe citri
Lineage: Eukaryota; Fungi; Ascomycota; Sordariomycetes; Diaporthales; Diaporthaceae
Exons: 2
Coding region: 1-1005 (334 amino acids)
Biological process (GO): D-ribose metabolic process
Molecular function (GO): ribokinase activity
Source: RefSeq, a predicted model, not a curated record